Messenger RNA from Prionailurus viverrinus (fishing cat), 1934 nucleotides. It is a transcript of the gene GMPR2, whose product is annotated as guanosine monophosphate reductase 2. Gene Ontology annotation, biological process: nucleotide metabolic process. The record is from RefSeq and is a predicted model, not a curated record. The transcript has 10 exons. NCBI's taxonomy places the organism in Eukaryota, Metazoa, Chordata, Mammalia, Carnivora, Felidae. Gene Ontology annotation, molecular function: GMP reductase activity. Gene Ontology annotation, cellular component: GMP reductase complex. Bases 446 to 1492 code for a protein of 348 amino acids.
AAUGCUCCUGCGUUUCGUUUUUGUGGUGUCGUAAAUAAAAAGAAGGCGGUGGUUUCGUUACGGCAGAGAUGAUACCUCCGCGAUACUUAGAGUCCCUAGCGAGCCAGGGCUUGGAAAGCGGUGGGCGGAACGAACUACUCCCAUCAUGCCGGGGGACAGCUCCGCGCGUCCCAUCCUGGGAAUCGUAGUCUCCCGCCCCUAGCGUCCAACGGCAACCUCGGUGUGUGAACUCUGUUACCCAGAAGGCCUCGCAAGGCCACCGCCGAAAAUAGAAUGCCUCAGUUAAUCCUUUUCGCCGGCAAUUAGCGGAACCUGUUGGCGUGGCCCACAAGGCUCAGCGGGGCUUCACGAGCCUAGUUGGUAAGCAAGGGCGACUUUGGUCAACUGCCACCUGUGCCACGGCGACAGGAACUCUCAGAUUGGUCGCUAUCCCGAGGUCCCUGCCAUGCCUCACAUCGAUAACGACGUCAAACUGGACUUCAAGGAUGUCUUGUUGAGGCCCAAACGCAGUACCCUUAAGUCUCGAAGUGAGGUGGAUCUCACAAGAUCCUUUUCAUUUCGGAACUCAAAGCAGACGUAUACUGGGAUCCCCAUCAUUGCUGCUAAUAUGGAUACUGUGGGCACCUUUGAGAUGGCCAAGGUUCUCUGUAAGUUCUCCCUCUUCACAGCUGUCCAUAAACACUACAGCCUCGAGCAGUGGAAAGACUUUGCUAGCCAGAAUCCUGACUGUCUUCAGCAUUUGGCUGCCAGCUCAGGCAUGGGCUCUUCUGACUUUGAGCAACUGGAACAGAUCCUGGAAGCUGUUCCCCAAGUGAAAUAUAUAUGCCUGGACGUGGCAAAUGGCUACUCUGAGCACUUUGUGGAGUUUGUAAAGGAUGUACGGAAGCGCUUCCCCAAACACACUAUUAUGGCAGGGAAUGUGGUAACAGGAGAGAUGGUGGAAGAGCUGAUCCUGUCUGGGGCUGACAUCAUCAAAGUAGGAAUAGGACCAGGUUCUGUGUGCACCACUCGGAAGAAAACUGGAGUGGGGUAUCCACAGCUCAGUGCAGUGAUGGAGUGUGCAGAUGCUGCUCAUGGCCUCAAAGGCCACAUCAUUUCAGAUGGAGGCUGCAGCUGUCCAGGGGAUGUGGCCAAGGCUUUCGGGGCAGGAGCUGACUUUGUGAUGCUGGGUGGCAUGCUGGCUGGGCACAAUGAGUCAGGUGGUGAGCUCAUCGAGAGGGAUGGCAAGAAGUACAAGCUCUUCUAUGGGAUGAGUUCUGAAAUGGCCAUGAAGAAGUAUGCUGGGGGCGUGGCUGAAUACAGGGCCUCAGAGGGAAAGACAGUGGAGGUGCCCUUUAAAGGGGAUGUGGACCAUACCAUCCGAGACAUCCUUGGAGGCAUCCGUUCCACAUGUACCUACGUGGGAGCAGCUAAACUGAAGGAGUUGAGCCGGAGAACCACCUUUAUCCGAGUCACCCAGCAGGUGAAUCCAAUCUUCAGUGAUGACAGCUAGACCUGAGCAGCUGUGCCCUCUCAAAGCACUAGCAGCCUAGCACAGGGCCUCCCGAUGGGCUCCUCACACACGCCAGCUACUAUGGCUAUUUAUCACUCGGUUAUUUCCUGUUGCCUUACUCCUGAGGGCUUCUGCAAUAAAUCUGUACUCUGUACACACAAAAUGCCCAGGGUACUCACUGGGGAGGAAGCAAGGAAAGCAGGCUGAGAAAAUGAAGUAAGGUAAUCAAAUGCAAAUCUGGGGACGCAGCAUCUGGAAGAUUAUGGAAAGGAAAAGAUAAUGACUCCUGCCUAAGUGUUUAAUAUGGCCUUGGUCUGGACAAGUUACUCUCCUGAUAUCAUGUUUUGUUAAUGAACUUCAUUGAAGAGUAUCUUUGAACACCUAAAAAGCUCAGAAAUGUUGAUGUAUUUUAAGUAUCUCAAUAAAGAGAUCCCAAUGACUA